Molecule: messenger RNA, 3821 nt
Organism: Enhydra lutris kenyoni (northern sea otter)
Lineage: Eukaryota; Metazoa; Chordata; Mammalia; Carnivora; Mustelidae
Product: leucine rich repeats and immunoglobulin like domains 2
Exons: 18
Coding region: 33-3245 (1070 amino acids)
Molecular function (GO): protein binding
Source: RefSeq, a predicted model, not a curated record
UUCUCGGCUGGGUCCAGAUCGGGGGUUGGAAAAUGGCGCCGGCGCCCCAAGGCGUCCGGGAGGAGCCGCGGCUGGAUUGUCGGUCCAGAGCACUUUCCCGGCUUCUUUUCCUCGCCCAAGCUGCUCUCCUCUUGCUGCCGGCUGCUCGGGCGGGUUUGUGCCCCGCGCCCUGCUCCUGCCGCAUCCCUCUGCUGGACUGCAGUCGCAGGAAACUACUAGCGCCGAGCUGGAGGGCGCUGUCGAGCCCGCUGCCCCCCGACGCUGCCAGCUUGGAUCUGAGUCAUAAUCGGUUGUCUAACUGGAACAUCAGUUUGGAAUCUCAAACCUUACAAGAAGUGAAAAUGAAUUAUAAUGAGCUAACAGAAAUCCCAUAUUUUGGAGAACCAACCUCUAAUAUUACUCUGCUCUCAUUAGUCCAUAAUAUAAUCCCAGAAAUAAAUGCAGAAGCGUUUCAGUUUUACCCUGCUCUCGAGAAUUUAGAUCUCAGUUCAAAUAUAAUAUCAGAAAUCAAGACCUCUUCAUUUCCUCGAAUGCAGCUUAAAUACCUAAAUUUGAGUAAUAAUAGGAUAACCAUCUUGGAGGCUGGUUGCUUUGAUAAUUUAUCCAGUUCCCUACUAGUGGUAAAGUUAAACAGGAACAGAAUCAGCAUGAUUCCACCCAAGAUUUUCAAGCUACCUCACCUCCAGUUCUUGGAACUUAAAAGAAACAGGAUUAAAGUAGUGGAAGGUCUGACAUUCCAAGGGCUUGACUCCUUAAGAUCUUUGAAGAUGCAGCGGAAUGGUAUUAGCAAACUUAAGGAUGGAGCGUUUUUUGGCUUGGAUAACAUGGAAGAAUUAGAGCUAGAGCAUAAUAACCUUACAGAAGUGAACAAGGGAUGGUUGUAUGGCUUGCGAAUGUUACAACAGCUCUAUGUCAGCCAGAAUGCUGUUGAAAGAAUCAGCCCUGACGCGUGGGAGUUCUGCCAAAGACUAUCUGAACUUGAUUUGUCCUAUAACCAGUUGACCCGCCUGGAUGAAUCUGCCUUUGUGGGUCUGAGCUUACUGGAGAGACUGAAUUUAGGGGACAACAGAGUCACUCACAUUGCUGAUGGUGUAUUUCGGUUUCUUUCCAAUCUUCAGACACUAAACUUAAGGAACAAUGAAAUUUCAUGGGCCAUAGAAGAUGCUAGUGAAGCUUUUGCUGGACUCACAAGUCUCACUAAAUUAAUCUUACAAGGAAAUCAAAUUAAGUCAAUUACAAAGAAAGCAUUCAUUGGUCUUGAAUCCCUUGAGCAUUUAGAUUUGAACAACAAUGCUAUAAUGUCUAUCCAAGAAAAUGCUUUUUCUCAGACUCGCUUGAAAGAACUGAUUCUGAACACAAGCAGUUUACUCUGUGACUGCCAUUUGAAGUGGUUGCUUCAGUGGCUGGUCAAUAAUAACUUCCAGCAUUCUGUGAACGUAAGCUGUGCACACCCUGAGUGGCUAGCAGGGCAGAGCAUCCUGAACGUGGACCUGAAAGACUUUGUCUGUGAUGAUUUUCUCAAGCCACAGAUAAAAAUGCAUCCUGAAAACACAGUUGCUCUAAGAGGCAUGAAUGUGACUCUGACAUGCACCGCAGUGAGCAGCAGUGACUCACCCAUGUCUACCGUGUGGCGCAAAGACAGUGAAAUCCUGAAUGACAUCGAUGUUGAGAAUUUUGUUCGUUAUCAGCAGCAAGCUGGAGAAGCUCUAGAAUAUACGAGUGUCUUACAUCUUUUCAAUGUGAAUUUCACAGAUGAAGGAAGAUAUCAGUGUAUCGUUACUAAUCACUUUGGAUCUAAUUAUUCUCAAAAAGCCAAACUGACUGUGAAUGAGAUGCCAUCUUUCCUGAAGACUCCAAUGGAUCUCACUAUCCGCACUGGUGCCAUGGCCAGAUUAGAGUGUGCUGCAGAGGGGCACCCUGCACCUCAGAUUUCUUGGCAGAAAGAUGGUGGCACCGACUUUCCUGCAGCUCGAGAAAGACGCAUGCAUGUCAUGCCUGAGGAUGAUGUCUUCUUCAUUGCCAACGUGAAGAUAGAAGACAUGGGAGUCUAUAGCUGCAUGGCACAAAAUAUAGCUGGAGGCCUCUCAGCAAAUGCCUCUCUCACAGUAUUAGAGACACCCUCAUUUAUCAGACCCCUGGAGGAUAAGACAGUAACCCGAGGUGAGACUGCAGUAUUACAGUGCAUAGCUGGAGGGAGUCCUGCCCCUCGUCUCAACUGGACCAAAGAUGACGGGCCACUGCUGGUGACAGAACGGCACUUCUUUGCGGCGGCCAACCAGCUUCUCAUCAUUGUUGAUGCUGGCCUGGAAGAUGCUGGGAAAUACACCUGCAUUAUGUCUAACACCCUUGGGACAGAACGUGGUCACAUUUACCUAAAUGUCAUUUCAUCUCCCAAUUGUGACUCUUCCCAGAGUAGCAUUGGGCAUGAAGAUGAUGGCUGGACCACAGUUGGCAUUGUCAUCAUUGUUGUGGUCUGCUGUGUUGUGGGCACCUCUUUGAUCUGGGUCAUUGUUAUUUACCACAUGAGAAGGAAGAAUGAAGACUACAGUAUCACAAACACAGAUGUCUCUUUUACAGAGGAGCUUAAUCUGCCUGCAGACAUUCCCAGCUACUUGUCUUCCCAAGGAACACUGUCAGAGCCGCAGGAAGGCUACAGCAACUCUGAGGCAGGCAGUCAUCAGCAACUUAUGCCUCCUGCCAAUGGAUAUUUACACAAAGGCGCUGAUGGUGGUCCUGGUACCCGGGUCAUUUGCUCAGAUUGUUAUGACAAUGCCAACAUCUACUCCAGGACCCGAGAAUACUGUCCGUACACGUAUAUUGCUGAGGAAGAUGUUCUAGAUCAGACACUGUCCAGCCUCAUGGUCCAGAUGCCCAAAGAGACGUAUUUGGCACAUCCUCCCCCAGAUGCCCCUACCUUGGAGAGCCUGGUGUCAUCAGCAGACAAAGAGAUGGCUGCCUUUCCCACCAACCAUGAGAGGAUAAAUGAGAAGAAACUUCCCUCCACACAGAUGAACAGUGAAACGUUGCCGCGGCCUCUGUGGAACAUAAGCAAAGAGCUAGGCCUGCCUCAUCCUCCCUUUUCGCAGCAGCCAGUCCUUGAGCCACCACAAGUCCAUCAAAAUGAGGGUCUGGCAGAGAGUGGCCCAGACUGUUCUGCCUCCCCCACGCCUUGUCACAGGUUGCACGACCACGCUUUUGAUUUUAGUAGGACUCGGAACAUUCAAGAUGGUAGUGAGGGCACAUGAAACUCACUCCAGAAGGAGAUGUGGGCAGAGACUCAAGUUACUUCAUUUUGUAUUUAUUACUACCUCAGAGUUCAGAAGAAACCCCAAAGUCAGCAUUUGCUUUACCCUGUCUGCAAUUACAUCUGACCCCACCGAGGUGCGCCAGGCAUUUCUUUGGGCUUAUUCCUGAUGAAGAAGGGGAAACGGCUGACAGAAAUGGGUACAUCUAAUAAAACCUGUGCAACACGGGCAGAGGAAAAUACAGGACAAACGUGCUUGCUGAUGGUUCCACGGGGAUGUGCCCAGCUGUGCACUGCCUGUUAGGGAGAGUCUCAUUGCUGCUUAACGUGCUGGAUUGUCUCAACCUGCAGAAUGAUUCUGAGAAAGCAUCACUGUUCUGGUGUGUCUUCCAGGAACAGAAAUAACUUUGGAGCCCUCUGGGAAGUGUGUCUGGGAUUCUUCAGUGGUUUUAAGCAUCUAGUUGAGACCAGGGCUUUGAUAUUCAAGGUCUUUGACAAGAAUCCCAGGCUUGACCAGUUGUUACCACAUCAAAGGGUUUUGUAUUCUUGUGAAUCUUUUUUUUUUUUUUGGUCCCUA